AAAGAGCUUCUGCGGGUGGCUUGCUAAGAGCUUUCUGUGAACCCCCACCUGUGCGACUGCCAGCGAGCGCUCCAGUUGCCCAAAUAGGAGGGUAUGACUGGCUGGGCUGAAAGCGGCUGAUGCAUACAAACGCUGCUUGAGAAACAGAGGAUCUCUCUGCUACACUGAUAUUGAGGAUUGUGGACUGUGAUAAGAGUAUCAGCCAUCUUCGGGACCUUGUCUAGAAACAUCGUGAAUGUGUGAAAAACAGAGCCAGCCCCAGCAGCGGAUCCGCCAGUCCGGUUCUGUCCUCUCAGGGGAUGGCCAGGGUCCAGGAUGGACACACAGAGGAAUAUGACAGCUCUGUGAUGUUAGAGGAAGGUCAGGAUGGUAUGGACAGUGGUAACCUGACUCCUGGUCCAGCUCGACAGGUCUGCAUCCAACGCCAUCCAAGCCACGGCUUCGGAUUCAUUGCCGGCAGUGAACGGCCUGUUGUUGUACGCUCUGUCUUUGCAGACGGACCAUCUGGCGGCAAGCUCUUCCCUGGAGACCAGAUCCUCGCCAUCAACCAAGAGCUUGUGAACGACGCGUCCCGGGAGAAAGUCAUAGACCUUGUAAGACGCUGCAAGGACUCCAUUGUUCUUACUGUGCUGCAACCGCAACAGUCACCUAAGUCCGCCUUCAUAAGUGCAGCCAAGAAAGCUCAACUGCGAACCAAUCCCCCCAAAGUGCGCUUUUCUGAGCAAGUGUCCAUCAGCGACCCAGACUCAGUAUGUGCUGUUGCCUUUCGCUCACAUCACACCCCAGUCAUCUCUGUGAUAUAA
Molecule: messenger RNA, 803 nt
Organism: Xyrauchen texanus (razorback sucker)
Lineage: Eukaryota; Metazoa; Chordata; Actinopteri; Cypriniformes; Catostomidae
Product: FERM and PDZ domain-containing protein 4-like
Exons: 7
Coding region: 300-803 (167 amino acids)
Molecular function (GO): protein binding
Source: RefSeq, a predicted model, not a curated record